GGGAGGGCAGGGAUGGAGGGAGGGGAGGGAGGGGAAGCCCGGGCUCGGCUGAAGCCGCCUACCCAGGCGGCCUGGGCCCCAGCUGAGUUUCCCAAGGCGGCUUUCCGAUUCCGUGAACUUUCUACCAAGCCUCCUCCCUCGGAUUCCGGGUGCGGAUGAAAGAAGGGCCCUCAGGGACCCCGGCCCGGCAGGCACCGAAGACGCUGGCCCGGGAUGCGGGAGGCCGAGCAGCGCCCGGGAGGGCGGAGCCGGGCCAGCGUCUGCUGGGGAUCCCGGGAGCCAGCAGGGAGCGGCGGCCGCAGAGGCUCGGGCGUCCUUGGAACCGCGUGAAUUCCGCCCCCACCUGCUGAAUGCAGAGCUGGACCCUCGGUCUGAAGGAGAAGCCGGAGCAACCCUGCCAACCCCCAGCCUGGGCCCCCGGGACGCAUGGCUCGCCCCCGCUUUGGUGGCCCAGACAGUGGGUGUCACUUGGGGUCCUCUCCCUCCUGGAGAACACAGGGCCUCCCAGGUAAUCCCAGCAGCCGCUGAGGCUGAGGACCGAGGCCUGCUGGAGGCUCAUGGAGACCUCCUUCCUGCAGGCUCCCUGCCUGACAACCCCAGCCCGGGACCGCCUUCCCCUCCAGCUGGGCCACCGGGAGAACGGGCUUCUGCAACCUCAGAUGCUGCAGACCCAGGUGCAGAGCUGGCUCCCUGAUCGGUCCCAGACUGGGGCCAGGGCUUAAGUUUCCCCAGAAGAAGUGCCAGGACCUUUAAAGGGCCCCUCCCUCCUGCCUCCCUCAACAUAUCAAAAGGAAGCACCCCGCAGGCAUGGGUGGCAGGGGCACCGAAGGUCUGCAGGGACCCUUCCAGGACCUGCUGGCAGCUGCUCCGGUGCCAGCCUUGUCCCCUUCCUUUCUCGAGUUUUGAUCAUCUUUGCAGACCCUGGGGGACCUCGGCUGGGUUCUCAGAUCCCUAAGCUCCCAAAGGUGCCCUCCUGUGGCUCUCAGGAAGCCGUGGCACUUGGGGGCCCCGGGAGAGGCUGGUGCCAUGGGACCACGUGGCCAGAAGCCCCACCUUCAGGACUGUGGCCUCUGAUGCAGCUUCCUGGGCACUGGCUUGGCUCCCUGCACAUAGCCUGAUGGGCGCCCUUCAGUCCUGCCUGUGCCAGCUGCCCAAGAUGGGUGACACCUGGGCCCAGCUUCCCUGGCCCGGGCCCUGCCGCCCUGCCGUGCUGCUGCUCUCCCUCCUUCUGGCAGCUGGGGUGACGCCCUCGGACGCGGGUGCUAGCUGCCCAGUCCUGUGCACCUGCCAUAACCAGGUGGUGGACUGCAGUAGCCAGCGGCUGUUCUCCGUGCCCCCCGACCUGCCGAUGGACACCCGCAACCUCAGCCUGGCACACAACCGCAUCACCACCGUGCCACCCGGCUACCUCACCUGCUACAUGGAGCUCCACGUGCUGGAUUUGCGCAACAACUCCCUGGUGGAGCUGCCCCCGGGCCUCUUCCUCCACGCCAAGCGCCUGGCACACCUGGAUCUCAGCUACAACAACCUGAGCCACGUGCCGGCCGACAUGUUCCAGGCGGCCCACGGGCUGGUGCGCAUCGACCUGAGCCACAACCCCUGGCUGCGCAGGGUGCACCCCCAGGCCUUCCAGGGCCUCGUGCAGCUCCAGGACCUCGACCUCAGCUAUGGGGGCCUGGCUUUCCUCAGCCUCGAGGCGCUGGAGGGCCUGCCAGGCCUGGUGACCCUGCAGAUCGGGGGCAACCCCUGGGUGUGCGGCUGCUCCAUGGAGCCGCUGCUCAAGUGGCUUCGGAACAGAAUCCAGCGCUGCACGGCGGACUCCCAGCUGGCCGAGUGCCGGGGUCCCCCGGAAGUCGAGGGCGCCCCCCUCUUCUCGCUCACGGAGGAGAGCUUCAAGGCCUGCCACCUGACGCUGACGCUGGACGAUUACCUCUUCAUCGCCUUCGUGGGCUUCGUAGUCUCCAUCGCGUCUGUGGCCACCAACUUCCUGCUGGGCAUCACGGCCAACUGCUGCCACCGCUGGAGCAAGGCCAGCGAGGAGGAAGAGAUCUGACGGAGGUGCUCGGCACCCCGCCCUGCUGCCCGCUCGGGUUCCAGGGGGCCAAGCAAGGUCAGGACACUGAUGUAGUGUGAGCACCUACCCGCUGUGCCGGGCGCUGUACUAGGACCUGGGAACCUAAGACGAAUCCACGCUGUCCCUGCCCAGCACGACUUCCAGUAAGAGAGCGACUUGAAAUUGUCCCUUUGUGCCCACACACAGGACUCUGGGCAGAGCUACGGCCACCCAGGGCGGGGGCCUCACCUGGGCCUCACAGAAUCCGAGAAGGACAAGCAUGCAGUGACGUGUGGGCUGGGCCAUCCGAUACGCGAAUGGCCAGAGCCAGGAGGGGGUGGCACGGGACCCUAACUGCCCUCCAGUGUCUGCCGUCACCCUAGUGGCUGCCAGCGCUGCCUCGGGGGUGUAAGACCUCUGCGACAGCCUCCUCCUAGCAGCCACUACCGGGCGGUACCGCCUCCUGGGCAGCGCCCGGCCUCCCAGCCCUGGCUCUGCGGCUCCCUCAGCCUUGGGGUCUCCCCAGGAACUGCACUGGGGCUCACGGACCCACAGCACAACAGCUCCCGGGGCUGGAGCAGGAUGAAGCUGCCACAGCCAUGGCCUCAGCCGGGUUCUCUUCUUCUUCAAAGCAGCUCAUGCUCCCUACAUAAAGGUGGGAGAGCUCCUGUUCCUGAGCUCUUGCGGGUGUCAGCACUGCGGCGCUUUUUCUCUGGACAGCCCCCUCUCACACCGGCUCUUCAGAGGGGAACGCCGCUGCUCCUGCUUCACAGAUGAGGGGGUCAGGCUCAGAGGCUAAGCUCACUGCUACUUCAGAAUCAGAUGAAGUCUGAUCCUUUGCUGGGGAGCGUCGCAGUCCCUCUAAAGCUACAUAAAUUCAAACUUUGGGCAGUUUGCAGCUGUUGACUCAAUUCUGUGGAUUCUUACAACACUGCAGGGUUUCCAUGACCCCCACUUCCCAGACGACGCAGUGGUAGGGAGCCGAGUACCGUACCCCACCUCGUCUGUGUGACCCCUCGCAGAAGGACGUAGGCAUCCCCAUGCAGGGAAACUGCAUCGAAUCUGUCAGUCAACAAGCCAAGCGACAGAGUGCAAAGCACAAUUACUGUCAUCAUAGUUGUUGUCUUCAGGGCCAUCAUCGCUGUCCCUGUGCUGCUCAGCACUGGACAGGUCAGGAAGGGCUUUCGCACCCCUCUCCCUGGCUUUUCUCCACUUCUGUGGGAGGCAGACAGAACAACAGCGACCUUCACGUGGAGUCUGCCUCGCCUCGCGGGCAAGGUUGGGCUCAGCUCCGCACUGUGCUCUCGGUUGAGCAGGGAGGCCCUAGGUUUCAGCAGUCAUGAAUCCGCCAACCAAUGACGGCAAAGUGCUAUGCACAGAUUGAGAGGAGCUCAUGGUGGGACAAACUGGACUUUAUGAGGUGUGAUCAAGCCAUGUGGUCAGUGUUCAACCUUUUAAUUUAUUAUAGUAAAACACAUGUGACCAUGAAUCCCCCUCCAGAUACUCCACUUUGCUUCACACACACUUGUCCCAUCGUCCUUGCCACCUUCUGUAGCACCUCUGGAAGUCCUCUUUCGUCAGUGUCUCUGGUUAUGCUGUCAUAGAUACUAUGCCCAAUACUAUGGCCAAGGAUGGUGGACUGGAGCUGUUCUCCCCCCAUUGAGUUGGAGCCUAAAAUAUUUGGACAGGAACUUUUAGAAGUACUAGUCCAGACAAAAUAGUUAAGCUUCUGCUAGAGGAAUGCCGUGUUCACCUAUAAUACUCAACCAGGGAUUAUUGUUUUGCUGAAAUAUACUUGAUACAUUUUGACACAUGUACUUUUUUUGCAUAGAGCUAGAAGCAGACAAGAUACCAAAUGCCCUUGAGAUCAAAUGUCCUUUCUGGUGGAACAAUUUGCUCUCCACAAAAUGGCAAAGGUUUCUGAGAAGAUGUGUGCUUCUCUAGCUGCUAGUAAGUCCCUGGUCAACUAAAGCACAGUUAGGGGAAUAGUAAACCUGCCUACUGACCAGGAAUUCCUCACCACCACCACCACUACCUUCUUCACUGUCAGAACUAAGUAAGCUUCAAGCCCUCGUGGGGACCGCAGAGCCAUUUUGGUGUCUCCACGGGCCUCCCCGAGUGUGUUCCACCUGGCUGACGUGUGUGAGAUGGGGUAUCUCUGAGUCCCAGCGUGUCACUGGGGUCCCAUGUCUGUGGGUUAUCCGCUGGCUUGAGGAGGAUCUCUCUGGAAUUUAGUUGAUCUCUGACACAGUCCACUCAGCCAUCCGACGAUUGCAUGGUGUGAUAUGCAGAGAAAAGCCUACCCAGUUUGGGGUGGUCCAGCUGCUCAGGAAAUAUAAAAAGAAAACCUCUGCAGCACAGGUGUCCUCAGGAGGAGCUGACCCCUCUCUGCCUCCCUGCGUCCUCUUCUCCCCCUUCAGGACCUGUCAUUGUGGAAGCUUCCUUUGCGAUGCACCCAAGGAUAUGGGACCUUAACCAGCCAGCGGCGCUUGGUGGUCAAGGUCUGCCGAGGAAUUGCGCUUUAGAAAGAGCCCCAUCUGAGGGGCUGGGGAUUUAGCUCAGUGGCAAAAGCGCCUGCCUGGCAAG
Messenger RNA from Chinchilla lanigera (long-tailed chinchilla), 4639 nucleotides. RefSeq names its product leucine rich repeat containing 55 (gene Lrrc55). The transcript is spliced from 3 exons. The record is from RefSeq and is a predicted model, not a curated record. NCBI's taxonomy places the organism in Eukaryota, Metazoa, Chordata, Mammalia, Rodentia, Chinchillidae. Gene Ontology annotation, molecular function: voltage-gated potassium channel activity; transmembrane transporter binding; potassium channel activator activity. The coding region runs from base 1118 to 2053 and encodes 311 amino acids. Gene Ontology annotation, cellular component: voltage-gated potassium channel complex.